This is a messenger RNA of Solea senegalensis (Senegalese sole), 636 nucleotides long. RefSeq names its product ribonuclease H1-like. NCBI's taxonomy places the organism in Eukaryota, Metazoa, Chordata, Actinopteri, Pleuronectiformes, Soleidae. Gene Ontology annotation, biological process: DNA replication, removal of RNA primer. The transcript is spliced from 5 exons. Gene Ontology annotation, molecular function: nucleic acid binding; RNA-DNA hybrid ribonuclease activity. Bases 160 to 636 code for a protein of 158 amino acids. The record is from RefSeq and is a predicted model, not a curated record.
GAGAAUAUCGCGAGAGUUGACUGACGCAGCUGAACGUGUGAAGUUGUUGUCAGUGCUACACUUUCCUCUUUCUUCGCCCGUCUUCUGGUUCCAAAACGGCUCUUUAUUACGCGUUUAUGAGGAGGAGCACUCAGGAGCGUCUGCAGCGCCGCCGACGACAUGGCGAAGGGCAAGUUUUUCUACGCAGUGAGAAACGGCUUCAAACCCGGAGUCUACAAAUCAUGGGAUGAAUGUAAAGCACAGGUGGAGAAAUUUCCCUCUGCAUCUUUUAAAAAGUUUGCGGCAGAGAAAGAAGCCUGGGCUUUUGUCAGAGGAGCUGAAAUAUCUGCUCCUCCACCGGUGAAUAAAGGAGCUCAGAGUUUAGAUUCGGCCAUCACUCUUCCUAAAAGAGGCCCUGAACCUCUGGAGUACAUCCCUCUCGGUAAGAAGAGGUCCCACUCGGACCAGGAGGACGUGGUUUUACCGCCCAAACGAACCAAACCGUCGGAAAGCUCGUGUUCAGGAAGCAGCGGCGACGGAUUCACAUACAUGGGUGACGCGGUGGUGGUUUACACUGACGGCUGCUGCACAGGCAACGGGAAACAAGGAGCCCGAGCAGGCAUCGGCGUUUACUGGGGCCCCAACCACCCACUGUAA